Molecule: messenger RNA, 1839 nt
Organism: Anoplopoma fimbria (sablefish)
Lineage: Eukaryota; Metazoa; Chordata; Actinopteri; Perciformes; Anoplopomatidae
Gene: ackr5
Product: G protein-coupled receptor 182
Exons: 2
Coding region: 205-1302 (365 amino acids)
Biological process (GO): G protein-coupled receptor signaling pathway
Cellular component (GO): membrane
Molecular function (GO): G protein-coupled receptor activity
Source: RefSeq, a predicted model, not a curated record
GUGUCUGUGUGUUUGUGUGUGUGUGUGUGUUAGUGAGAAAUGGGAGGGUAGAAACCCUCAACGUGAGAUAGUCCUCAACGACAGAGCUGGAACGAGUCAUCUGGUGUUUGCAGGCUUCAAACAGAAAACUCUCCAGAAGACAGCGAGGCUUCAGGAGGGACCUGGCCUCUUCAUCACCAAUACGCUCAUCAUCACAACAAGACCAUGAGCGCCCACGAGCACAACCACUCACUGGACUACUUUAAUGGCACACCAUGGUUUAUCUCCGAAUGCACCCUCCAGCUGGAUGUUGCUGCAGACUAUCGGCGCAUCGCCCUCUUCCUGAUCUACCUUUUCAUCUUCAUGGUGGGCCUGCUGGAGAACGGGCUGGUCGUCUGGGUGAACUGGCGCCGACGCCACUCGGCUAACGGGGUUCUCUUCUGCAUCAUCAACGUGAGCCUGUCGGACCUGAUGGUGAUCGCUAUCCUGCCGUUCUUCAUGAUGGAGGUGACCAUGGACAGGGUUUGGCUGUGGGGACGCUUCCUCUGCAAGGUCACCAACCUCAUCUAUGUGAUCAACUUCUACAGCAGCUCCUUCUUCCUGGCUUUCAUGACCCUGGAGCGCUACCUGUCCCUGACCAGGCCCUCGUUUCCGGCCUUCUUCCCUGUGGUGGGCCGGCGCCGCUGGCUGCUCUGUGGAGGCCUGUGGGCGCUCUCCUUGAUCCUGGCUCUGAUGGAGAACGUCCACGUGGAUCUUCUGGAGUGGGAAGAGCCGGGCUGUUUCAUGGUGCCUGAGUACCACUACACCGAAUGGUUCGUCUCUGUGGCUUUCCUCUGCCUGAUCUUCCAGUUCCUGGGCCCCGCGGCCGUCAUCAUCACCUGCAAUGUUCUGAUCGCUCGUGCAGUUCAAACAGCGCAGGAUGUGCAGGGCCGGCGGGACGUGUGGCUGGUGCACGUGUACUCCCUGGUGUUUGUCAUUUGUUGGCUGCCCUACCACCUGGUCAUGUUCCUGAUGAUCAUAGAUGACCUGGACCCGUACCUCCUCACCUGCAACACGGUAGAAGCCCUCUACUUCUCCAUCAACGUGGUGGAGAGCCUGUCUCUGUUUCACUGCGUCGCCAACCCCAUCCUCUACAACUUCCUCAGCAAGAGCUUCCGCACCAACCUGAUCAACACUGUGGUGGACUACAUACCCAGAGAGGUUCCUGUGGACCAGGUGGGAGCAGGGCCCCAGCCCAACGCUCCCAAUGGAGGCGGGUUGGACCUGGGGAAGCAACGCAAGCUAAGUAACGCCAGCACCAGCCAGUCUGAUAUCGGAUCAUAAAAAACAAAGCUGAGUUGAGAAAAGCGAGACGUCAGAACUUAAUCCAGUCUUUGUGCUUCAGAAAACCAGAUGCAUAGAUUUUACAAGGUAUCAUCUCACCUCUGGUCAUAGACUCAUUGUGCUAUUUGUUACACUGCUGAUGGGCUCACAGACACCUUCCACGCAUUAUCCACUUCCUUUUUUCCACCUUUUUUACAUAUAUCUGAUCGCAGUUUUAAACAGAGGAAGGCAGGAAAUGUUUGGUGUGGGGUUUUUCUUUUUUUUCCUCAAAGCUGCUCAACGCCCACAGGAAUGGAAUUUAAAAUCUUAUAAGAGAAUAAACCAGGAAUGUGUGUAAACAAAUGUGCUGUCGGUCCAGUGCCAGAUAGGAAGAACCCUCAUAAACAUCUUUAAAUGUUUUUGUUUCUCUUCAUUACAAAUUUAACAGAUAAAUCAUAAUUCAUGUCACCUAAUGCUUAUUUAUCUGUUCCUAGAUGCUGCUGUGUUCUACAUGUAAUGUAAUUCAGAUUAAAUGCAAUAAACAUCAAUUGUAUCCAU